This is a messenger RNA of Ornithodoros turicata, 2113 nucleotides long. RefSeq names its product putative ferric-chelate reductase 1 homolog. Gene Ontology annotation, cellular component: membrane. Bases 88 to 2043 code for a protein of 651 amino acids. Lineage: Eukaryota; Metazoa; Arthropoda; Arachnida; Ixodida; Argasidae. The transcript is spliced from 17 exons. The record is from RefSeq and is a predicted model, not a curated record.
CCUGGCUCUAAAGGCUGUUCACGCUUCGGAAGGAAGACAGAUAAAGCGUUACAUUUUUGCAAAGCAGUGAAGUACUUGGGAGCAAUCAUGAACACGUUCGCUUCUUUGAUCAUGGUUGUGUUGAGCGUUGCCGAGCGUGUCCAAUGCCUCAGCAGCGGGGCCCCCGAUACGGCUUGCGCUGAUAUGCUUCCGAAUCAUGGUGUCGCUCCCCAGUCUGGGGCUCACUCCUACAAGGUGAAAGGGACAAGCUCUGGAAGCACAUUUUCGGUAACCCUAGAAGCCGCAGGAGGAGCAACAUUCAAGGGAUUCCUCAUACGCGCCGUCUUCCGAGACAAACAGGACUCCUUUAUACCAGGUUCCUUCACUGUCACAGACGCGACCGUGCAACUUCGGAAGUGCAAUGAUAAUGCCGGUGCAGCUACGCACAAAAAUAAUUCCCCGAAGAGCAAGGUUGAAGUCGCCUGGCAGCCGGUAGCUGGACAGACAGGAUUUGUCGUAUUUAUCGCAACCGUGGUGAAGACAAAAGCGGAGAUCUGGACUAAGAUAUCAUCAGCACCAUUAUCCUUACAGCCAGGCGGAGAGAGUAAAACGGAUAAAACUACAGAGGCUACGAAAACUACACCUAUCAACGCGAUUGCAGGGUCAGGCGACGCAGGUCCAAAGGAUGAGUUCGAAUGCGGCGAGGACGAAGGUUGUCUGAGCCUCCCUCAAGAUUGCGAGGGUUCCUCCUGCGUUGCGAUGCUCAAGUUCGCAAGCGAAUCGACCGGAAGCACAUUCAAUCUCUUAAGGAGGGUUAAGGGCUCGGAAAAUGUCUGGGUGGCGAGUGGAAUAUCACACAAAAAGGGAAUGGGUCCCGCGCACGUCAUUGAAUGUCUCCAGCAUGACACCAAGGUAUCAACGAGAGAAAGCUAUAACAGCGCCAGCUAUAAAAACGAAGUUGAGAAAACCGCAACCCCUGGCAUAACGAUACAGACAGCAACGUCUGCUGAUGGAGUUCUCCGUUGCGUGUGGCAGAGGGAAGAAAAGACUAAGUUUCGAGAAUUGGAAUUCGAUCUAGAGGUGGACAAAGUGGUUCUCUCAUUGGCCAUAGGGGAGCUCACAGCCACAAAGGAAAAAGUACAGCAUACACAACGAACAUUGACGAGUCAACCUGUCGACCUAACUCGACCUGAAGCGUUCAAAGAUACACAUCCAAGCACCGUCUUGCUCAAAUUGCAUGGCACAUUCAUGGUGGCGGCUUGGUUCUUUUUGGCGACCUUCGGCAUGACCGUGGCACGGCAUUACAAGACUGCCUGGAAACCGAAACAAAUAUGGGGAUUGGACAUCUGGUUUGUGAUCCACAGGCCCAUCAUGGUUGUAACUGUGCUCACAGAGAUCAUAGCCUUCAUCUUAAUUUUUGAUUAUCUCGAAUUCAAGAUCAAGUGGACGGUACCGCAUGCUUUCUUUGGACUGGUGACAAUAGUGACUUCAGUUGCCCAGAUAUUGGGCACACUUUUGAGGCCAGGGCACGAUUCUCCCUGGCGGCCUCUGUUUAACUGGCUGCAUCACACAUUCGCUACUUCUCUCUUCACAUUUUCAAUUGCGACUGCUGCACUGGCUACCGCUGCUCAGGGUGCCAAUCUAGGAAGAAAUGUAUCAUAUUUAAUUCUCCUAUUUGCGUUGGUGAUGCUCUACUACGCCGUCAACAACUUCCUCAGCACACACACGAUAAAGGAGCCACCCGAACAUAGAGGUUCUGUGGGUGCGGCUGACAACGUAGUGUCUGACGACCAGAGAGUCGUUGUCAGCACUUCGUCCUCGUCACCAACAGAGUCAUCAUCCGAACCCAAAAGUCCAGUGGCCGGGGAAAACGUACGCGCGGUGAAUGCCGAAGUCAUGACCCCGCUUCUACCGAGUCACCCUCCUGACCCACAAGUCCAGCGGUCCAGGGAUGACAUACGCGCGGAGAAGCAGCGUCGAGUGGUCAUCCUCGUGGCGUACUUGAUAGGUUCUGGGGUCCUAACGGUGUUGGUCAUUAUCUGUAUUUGGACGGCACCUGCAUAAACAUAUGACGAUGUACACGGUGCGAAAUGCAAACAAAUGUUCUGGAUAAAAAUUAUACCAUUUCGUGGUA